AUGCUGCAUCUCUGCAUGCCAUUGGCGAAACUCCCGGAUGUGAGCGGAUUGUACAAAGUGGUGAUGGAUUACUGCGAGGGAAUCGACGAGAACUCGAUGGUUCCCGAGCAUUUGCCGCUUCUAAUCGAAUUCUUAACGUCCUGCCGACUGUCUCUGCAGCUCCAUCAAAUCUAUGAAAGUCGGUCGAUGGAUCCGAAAAGUGGAAACCAGCAAAUUCUCUAUUAUAACAAUUUCGUCCAGACGGAAAGUCCUGCAACCGACUCCCUCCCAGCCAAAUCAACCGACGCAUCCGUAAAGAAUUCGCCGUCGAUCCUGAUCUCUCCGUCUUCCUGCAGUACGAUCUGCACGUGCGUCGAAACGGUCUAUGUUCUGGCCACAUGUCUAUUCUACCAAUCCAUUCCGCCGCCUUCCUUCCUUUCCUUCUUUCUCACCUCCUGCAAUCAGCCCGUUUCCCAGACGUCCCUCGACCAAAUCACCGAUUGCUUCGCGCGGUUCACGCGUCGACUCGAUCUCUCGCUCGUCAGCGUUCUCGAGCAGCACUGCAACGCCAGCGACGCCAUGCUCACCUUCUCUCUCCUCGACUUUACUCUCAGCGAAGACGACAAAGCGCGCCAUUACGGACUCAAUUCCUUCUCUCGUCUCGAUAUCCGGCUUCGUCUCUUCUUCCUUCAAUACUUCAACGCACAGCUCCAACGCAUCGUUCAUUUAGUCGACCUCGGUCUGCCCCGCGACAGCGGAAUCAUUACACUUGGCCGCAUCCUCGCAGGCCUCACCGGCUAUAUCUUCGCCCCCGUCAAAGAGCACGUGCUCGCUCUCACCAUUUCGCAGACAGUUUAUCACGGAAAGGACUGCUAUCCCGUCGUCGAGCUCGAUAAUCGCCGCGUAUUCACUGCCAUGGAGCGCGACGCGCUGCCGUCACGUGGCAGCGACACAGAAACACAACACGCUCUGAGUUCGCAAUGCACUUUCGCGCAGCUCUUCCGCGAAACGCGCGAUAUCCCCGUGGAAGUGCUUCGUGCGCCGCUCGAUGGCCGUGAACGCUUGCUGGCAGUGAAGCUGAAGGGAGAGCAAGGACUGGACUGGGACGGAAUCUACCGCGACACGAUCGAGCGGUGCAUCGACGAUCUGUUUUCGGACCGAAUCGAUCUGUUUCUGGCGUGUCAGAACGCGCGCGAGCCGAACAGUCCAGGCGAAAUGAAAUAUCUACCGAACCCAAAAUACCGCGAGAGCAGCGACGCGCUCGCGAUGUACAGCUUUGUGGGGAAUCUGAUCGGGAUCGCGCUGCGGACGAAGCAGCGAAUGGCGUUCGAACUGUGCAGCGCGGUGUGGAAAACGAUCGUGGGAGACGUGGUGACGAUCGACGAUGUGGAUAGUGUCGAUCACGCGUUCGUUUCCACGCUUCGCCAAGUCAACGAAUUCACGCAGACCGACGACUCCGAAGACUUCCAAGAGCUCUUCGUGCUGACUUUCUCCGUUCUCGAUUCCGCAGGAAACGAGGUCGAGUUGAUGCCGAGCGGAUCGCAGGUGCCGGUACCGUAUUCGAACCGAUCGAAGUUCUAUCAGCUCGCGUUGGAAUCGCGACUCACCGAAGGGAAACAAGCCGCCGAAGCGAUCGCUGCGGGCGUGUAUGCGUUGGUUCCGCAGCGAGCGCUGUCGCUAUUCACGUGGGAGCAGUUAGAACGUGCGGUGAAGGGAGAGCCGGAGAUCUCGAUCGAUGCGCUGAAGCUUCACACGGUGUAUAUUGGGUGGACGGAGCGGCAUGAAGUGGUGCAGCGGUUCUGGAGGGUCAUGCGAGGGCUGAGCAAUAAGGAUCGAAGUCUUUUCUUGCGGUUUACGUGGAGUCGGUCGCGGUUACCGAAGAGUGACGACUGGUCGAAGCCGUUUAAGCUGUGUUAUAAAGAUGCGACGGAUGAGAUGCUGCCCGUGGCGCAUACGUGCUUUUUUCAAUUGGAGUUGCCGCAGUAUUCGAGUGAUGCUAUUAUGAGAGAGAGGCUGCUCGUGACAAUCCAUUUCGGAGCAGGAGAGUUCAUGUUACGAUAG
Molecule: messenger RNA, 2040 nt
Organism: Blastocystis hominis
Lineage: Eukaryota; Bigyra; Opalinata; Blastocystidae
Exons: 2
Coding region: 1-2040 (679 amino acids)
Molecular function (GO): ubiquitin-protein transferase activity
Source: RefSeq, a predicted model, not a curated record